UGUUUUGCGUUAUAACACUCAAAGGCUAUUAUAUAACCUGUAACGGGGCCUGUGAUAAAUACAUAUUUCACCUGCCUUUUUGCUAAAAGCAAUUAAUUGAAAAUGAUCAACUUUUUGAGAUGUGAAUCAGCUGACGGAACUAUUUAUUUAUCAAUUCGCAGUUACCUUUGCUUAUGAUAGUCCGAAGUAUAGUGGUUUUUUUUCAAUAUAAGCGGUGGUUACAAAUGUUACAAUUAUUAUUUAAUUGUUAUUAAAAUGUCAAAGCACAAGAUGUUUGUUGGUUUUAUUAUUUUUACGUUUAAAGACAUUGUUGUUAUGUCGUAAAAUGUUAGUGGGGUAACUUAUAUGUUAAUACAAUAUUUAAACCAUAGCUGUUUUUAACAUGGGCAUUCAUGUAGUGGCUGUUACUAGUUCUAGUGGACUCCCUCUUUUCACAAGACACAGAGGAGCCUCAGAACAGCUGGAAUUCUCUGUGAUUGGGUCACUAAAUGGAGUGCACAUGUUCAGCAAGAGUCAGAAAGUCAUACUUGACAAUACCCAGACUCAGGAUUCCAGUAUUGUUUGGAAAGAUUUUGAAGAUAGUGUGACACUGAUCGCUGUGGGAUCCCCAGCUAGUGAAGGAACACUGAAGGAACUGGUACAGGCUGUAUUCCAGGCGAUGGUGUUGAGUGUGGGACUUGAGGAGAUCAAAGUCAUCCGAAGUGUUGAGAGAUUGAAAAGAGAUCUUAGGACAUGUUAUCCAAUCAUAGACAGGCUACUGGAAUGCUUGGACACUGGCGAAAGAACAUCUGUCAGAACACCUUUGCUGCCACUUGCUGAGGUAGUUUUACAUGAGGAAAAUUCUGUGUUACAGGCUCGAUUGGACUCAUUUGCGGAAACUCUGGAGACCCUAUUUGCCUGUCUCUUGUUGGAUGGCUGUAUCGCCGUGGCAACGCCUGGUUGGUGGGAGUUAGCUGUCGAGGAACGCAAACUACUUGGUCUGGUUGUGGCUGCCAACGCUAACACCACCUCCAUUGACAUACCUGUCUUUCUACCCUGCAAAAGUCCAUCGGUUCCAUUCCGGCUGGUGGGAGUGUGCCUUCUAAGUGGGGUAUGGGUUUGUGGGCUGUGUGGCCCGACCCCUGACCUGGUCACUGUGGAACAGCUGGCAGCGGGCUGGUGGCGGCGGUCCCUCCCCACACUCUCUAGUGCUCUGCAUGCACCUGCCACUCUCCCAGCCUCCCUGCAGCUGCAUCAGGGCAUCCAAGGUUUGUUACUUGUCCAUUGCGAGGUUGGCAAGUUUGUUCUUUGCCACAACUCAGCGAACAAGAAAGAUUCUCGACCACCGUCAGAUGUGCUCAGGAACUUCUACUAUCACACAGCCAUCCACCUACACAAGCAAGACUUACCGCAGAAGGUGUUGGAGUCCUACUGGUGUUCGGAGUAUCACAAGGUACACGCCCUCCGCUCCGGCAGCAACCUACUCUGUGUGCUAUACUCAUCAGCAGUCCCCACUCACACUAUGCGUCUGAUGACACAACAAACCCUUCAAGCCAUUGUUGCAGACAAGCAGCUGUGUUGGUGAGAUGACAUUGCCUUAAAAAGCUGCGAAGGCCAUUGAACAGUAGCAUAAUGACAAAGUGGAAGGAAGAGAACUUUAUCAUCCUACAAAUAUGAAAGAAGAUAACUUUAAAUAUUAAAUCUUCCCUUAUUUGAAAAUAUUUUCAACUUGGAUUUUGUUGCUAUUAGAUGGUUGCAAGAAGGAAAUGCCAAUUCUUUUUUAUCUUUAUUUUGUGUUUAUAUCUUUCCAAUUGUAUGAAAGUCUGCAUAGCGUUUAAAAAGUACAUAAUCAAGUACAUGAGUAAAAUUGCAAAAAAUACUUUCAGAAAAGGUACAUUUAGGCUCAUCCAAUUGUAUAGCAUUGUAAUAAACUGUGUACUGUUUAGUACAUUGUUUGACCAUUUAAACAUCUCUUUUGUUCAUUAAAUUAACAAGAUUUACACAUAAAAUUAUUUUUUAUGUGUUUACACAAUGAAUUAAAAUUAACAGGCAAUACCGGAGGUAUUGGUAAAUAACAGAAGUAUACCAUGAGGCCAACCAGUUUACGGUUUCAGCAGUUCUACAAACCGUUGAAAAUAACCAAUUAGAUCCUCCUUGGUAAACUCCCCCCCUUGUCCAAACUAUCAAAGAUGGCGUAGCACUUCCUUGCUAUUGCAGGACAGUCAAAGAGCAGGUGUUCAGCAGUUUUCGCCUGCUCGUCAAAUUCUACAUAGCAGAUCCUCACGGAGAAUCCCGUCUCUGAUAAGAUGCUUCCUCAGGUGAUCAUGUCCCGAAAUUAGAUCCACAACCCUAGAAGACACCAAUCUACUUGAGGAAAGGUCAGAUGCCACCCUGGGGUAAUGCGACUGUAGGACCAUUCUGCUCAUUCUCAGAGCCGGAUGCAGCCUCCACCUUCUCUCAUGUUCAGCAUGAACCCAAUUUUAGACAGCCCCAAAGGAUUCACGCACGCCUAUAAAUACCACAAAACGGUUUUAAACGCUAUCAUGUUGGACACUGAGUCCAAGUUGACCAGAGCAUCAGCUCUUUUGUUCCCAGAAACCCCCUUAUGACCAUGAACCCAACAGUCACCUUGUAGAUUUUAUCAAGGGAAGAAAAGACUUUAUAUCAAUUCCAGACAAGUUUGGUGUUGAACACACAAGAGUCCAAUGCCUUUAAUGCUGCCUGGAUAUCUGUGAAAAUGCUAAUUGUCUUACUCCUGUAUCACAAACGAACAUUCUCAUAGUGGGGUAAGGAAAACUGUGGGAUAAGGACCUACAGGAACCACCAGCUCCCUACAUGGUCUCACUCCCACAAUCCCAGUGCCUGUGCCAUUUUUUGUUGUGUGCCAUUUUUUGUUGUAGAGGCAUCCGUAAACCAUUCUAGCUCCACUGAUGGAAGAGGUUUCUUCCCCUCCGACCGAGCUUUCCUAUAAGGUACCUGAAGGGUUUGUCAAAGGAAAAAUCUUCGAAGCAUCUGAUUAGAGAUAAUGUGCAUUUCCCUAAAUCAGGAUGCUAAUUUUGCAGUACUCCCUCUUUGCAACCCGAGGUCAACCAAAGCCCUGCUUGCUGAAGACAGUAGGCACUCUGCAGAGCAGACGUGUGAUAGGUGGGUCUUGGGGACUUAAGCUAAGGCUUUUGUAUUGGUUUUAUGUCUCUGUGUUUAGCAUGCAUUAGUGUUGUGUUGUCGUCUGAUGGCCAAUAACGGAGGCCAGUUUGCCUUGCUAUAACUGGAGCCUUUCUUAGUGCGCUGGGCACGGCUCUAGACUGCUGUCUCAACCUUGACCCCCUGGACACUGUCAUAUGAGCUAUGAUCAGGAGAAGGGUACUCUAUCUUCAUUUAUCUGGGUAAUAAGGUUUAAAUGUUGUCAAGGUUUAUUCUGUGGUAGAAUUCCCUGAAAAAUACAGUGAGGAAAGUUUUUUCUGAAGUAGUUUAUUGCUACUAAUAUCCAGCAGUGUUGCUGAACUACACAACUCAACCUUGCCUGGCUCAUAAUUGUUAUAUACAUAUAUGUAACAGAAAUGUUAUUGUUUUAAAGAAUAAUAGAAUAAGUACAUAUUUUAUUGUGGAAAACAACUGUGAUAUAUUAGCUGCUCUCUAGAUUUAUAUUACAUUUAUAUUUUGUUUUGUUUUUAUAAGUAAAUAUUUGUAUAAGUAGAUUGUAGCUGCACCUCUGUCUAAAAAUUUGAAUGACUCAUUUCUUAAAUUUAGUUUACUGAGUCUUCUCUAUAUACAGUUUUACCAGAUGAAAAAGAAAUAAGCACAUACUAAUAUAAUGUGAUAAAACUAAAAUUGUUGAAAUUCAGGAAACAAUUGUUUUUAAGUAAAUAAAUUUACUAAUAAAAAUUGUUAAUAAUUUUUAAAUUUAUCUUUAUCAAGUGGUUAUAUAUCAAGCAAGGUAUUGCCUGUUGCAGGUUAUGCAGGCAAUAGAGUAAUUUUAAAAUGUGCAAUUUUUACAACUUGAAAGUUACUUCAUGUGCAAGUUUUCAAUGAUUAAUAAAUAAUAAUGUUUUAUAUUAAGUAAUUUUGUUAUAUAUUUAUAUCAUAUUUUAAUAAAAACUUUCAUAUUUUUAUAGAA
Homalodisca vitripennis (glassy-winged sharpshooter) is the source of this 4093-nucleotide messenger RNA. RefSeq names its product protein fuzzy homolog (gene fy). Gene Ontology annotation, biological process: non-motile cilium assembly; vesicle-mediated transport. Lineage: Eukaryota; Metazoa; Arthropoda; Insecta; Hemiptera; Cicadellidae. The coding region runs from base 383 to 1564 and encodes 393 amino acids. The record is from RefSeq and is a predicted model, not a curated record. The transcript is spliced from 9 exons.